Elaeis guineensis (African oil palm) is the source of this 2916-nucleotide messenger RNA. RefSeq lists its product as uncharacterized. The record is from RefSeq and is a predicted model, not a curated record. Lineage: Eukaryota; Viridiplantae; Streptophyta; Magnoliopsida; Arecales; Arecaceae. Gene Ontology annotation, molecular function: protein serine/threonine kinase activity; ATP binding. Gene Ontology annotation, biological process: protein phosphorylation.
CGGGCGGGGGGCCAGUGGCCGUUGGGUUCGAUGGAGCGGGAGUGGCGAUCCCCGAGGUCUCCGCGCGCUGUUUCUGGGGUUACCUAGGAUCGGUGCCCUCCUCCCUUCUCCCAUUGGGUGAUCCUCCAUCGAGCGGUGAUCCGAAUCCCUCUCCGAUCUUGGAGGGAUUCCUCCAAAGUUUGCCUGUCUCUAUUUCUUGUCCCUCGUCUUCUUUCUUGUUGGGACGUGUGAGAUUGCGUCAGUUUUCCCCCUUUUUUCUUUUGCAUGAUUUGAUCUGAUGCUGUGAUUUUGGUUGGUAUGUUGCGUUUGGUGGGAUGGAUUGGUUGAUUUGAUCGGGAUAGAGUGUUGGAUUGGAUUCUCAUUUGAUUCGGUAUUAGUGUUCGAUUUCUGGAAGGGCUUGUGCUUGGUAUCGGAUGUAGUUUUGCUCCGACGAUUUGGUGUUCCCCGUAGCAUUGGCAUUUCGAAUCGGUUUGGCAUUUCAAACUUACUGGCUAAAAGUUUAGUUUGGACUUUUGAUAUUUGGAUGGAAUAUUUGGAGCAUUUGGUAUCGCAAAAUUCAAGCUUUGACUCGCCGGCCAUAGGAGAUUUCAGAAGGGAAGUCGUGGUUUGAUGGUUUGACAGCUCAAGGUCCUUUUUUUCUUCCUGGAAACUGAACUGGGUUCUGCUUGGUAAUUGGGAAUAAAGAAAUAACACAGGUUGUGGUUGGAAUUUAAAUUCUUUGAUAUGCAAAUACUCCAUUGCAUAGAGUUUCUUUUUCGUGUAGCUUCGGUUUGACGGAUGAAACAGAAUUAGCAUCGUAAUUAAUUUGCAUUGCUGCAGAGCGUAAUUCUUGUCUUUAUGGCACUACUGUUUUCUUAACGGUGUCAUAUAUCUGAAUUCAUUUUCUUGUGAAAGCUGAUGGAUUCAGCACGGAGUUGGUUUCACAAGUUUCAACCUAGAGAUAAAUCUGCUGCAAAGAAGAAAGAAGCGACAGCCAAUGGGAACGAAGGGAGUGAUGAAGCACCUUCAAAUGCUACCAAGCAGAGGGUUACUGCUGCCAAGCAAUAUAUAGAAAAUCAUUACAAAGAGCAGAUGAAGAACCUGCAGGAGCGUAAAGAGCGACGUAACAAUUUGGAGAAGAAGCUAGCAGAUGCUGAUGUGUCUGAAGAAGAGCACAACAAUAUUCUAAAACAUUUGGAGAAAAAGGAAACAGAAUACAUGCGCCUUCAGAGGCAUAAAAUGGGAGUUGAUGAUUUUGAACUAUUGACAAUGAUUGGAAAAGGUGCAUUUGGUGAGGUCAGGGUCUGUAGUGAGAAGACAACUGGUAAUGUAUAUGCAAUGAAGAAGCUUAAGAAAUCAGAGAUGCUACGACGAGGCCAGGUUGAACAUGUUAAAGCUGAAAGGAAUCUUCUUGCGGAGGUUGAUAGCAAUUGCAUAGUGAAACUUUAUUGUUCCUUCCAAGAUAAUGAGUAUCUAUAUCUUAUUAUGGAGUACCUACCUGGUGGGGACAUGAUGACAUUGCUUAUGCGGAAGGAUAUACUGACUGAGGAUGAGGCUAGAUUUUAUAUUGGUGAGGCAGUUCUUGCUAUUGAAUCUAUCCACAAACAUAACUACAUUCACAGGGAUAUCAAGCCUGAUAAUAUGUUGCUGGACAAAUAUGGUCACCUGAAAGUGUCAGAUUUUGGAUUAUGUAAACCUUUAGAUUGCAGUAACUUUCCAGAUUUACAGGAAAAGGAAAUUACCUUAGGAAAGAGCGAUAGUGAUUCUUUACAAAGUCCUUCUUUACCAAAGCGCACACAACAGGAACAAUUAGAACAUUGGCAGAGGAAUAGAAGGACAUUGGCAUACUCUACUGUUGGUACACCUGAUUAUAUUGCUCCAGAAGUUUUACUGAAGAAAGGUUAUGGGAUGGAAUGUGAUUGGUGGUCACUUGGAGCCAUCAUGUAUGAAAUGCUUGUGGGUUAUCCUCCAUUUUAUUCUGAUGAGCCUUUGGCAACAUGUAGGAAGAUAGUAAAUUGGAGAACACACCUAAAAUUUCCAGAAGAAGCAAAGCUAUCUGCAGAAGCAAAAGAUCUUAUCAGUAAGCUCUUAUGCAAUGUUGAUCAACGGCUUGGCACAAAAGGUGCAGGCGAAAUAAAGGCUCACUCUUGGUUUAAAGGCAUUGAGUGGGACAGAUUAUACCAAAUGGAGGCAGCAUUUAUACCUGAAGUUAAGGAUGAGUUUGAUACCCAAAACUUCGAAAAGUUUGAAGAGUCUGGGAACCACAUUCAGACUUCAUCAAAGUUAGGCCCUUGGAGAAAGAUGCUUUCUUCAAAAGAUUUGAAUUUUAUGGGUUAUACGUACAAAAAUUUCGAAAUUGUCAAUGAUCAUGAAGUGCCUGGGAUAGCUGAAUUGAAGAAGAAGAGCAAAGCAAAUAGGCCAACUAUCAAGUCUCUCUUUGAAUCUUCAGAGACAGAGGAUCAACCCUGAGGAACGUGUUCAAGAGAGCUUCCUCAGUCUUUUACCUUCUAAACUUCAAAGAGCCAGAACUCAUCGUCUCCACAAGUCUUGUUGAUCUCUAUGGCACCAUCUGACUCUAAGGACUUAAAGAAUUAUCAUCAAAAGCCAUGCAUGCAUCUCAUAAAUGCGCUUCUCGUCUGAGGCUUGCUUUAGGCAUCUGUUUACACAAGAGACCGAGCUUUAUCGCACGAAAUGAAAUGACCACGGAAGUAAAGAAAUUAAAGAUGAAGGUUGACUUAUGCUUCGUCCAUGAGGCAUAUGUUCCUGUAAUGGAUCAGGAUGUUGUAAAAUUUGUUCUUGUGAGUAAAUAUCGGUUUGUCUUUUUACAUGGCACAAUCAAUUUUACUGUAUUCUUUGUCGAUCUGUAAUUUAUGUGUGUAAUGUCCUACGUACUUGUCUCGUUAUAUGUGGAAAUUGGAAUAGAUUUUUAUCAGCAAA